Molecule: messenger RNA, 3654 nt
Organism: Otolemur garnettii (small-eared galago)
Lineage: Eukaryota; Metazoa; Chordata; Mammalia; Primates; Galagidae
Gene: SLC12A2
Product: solute carrier family 12 member 2
Exons: 27
Coding region: 1-3501 (1166 amino acids)
Biological process (GO): chloride ion homeostasis; cell volume homeostasis; sodium ion transmembrane transport
Cellular component (GO): membrane
Molecular function (GO): sodium:potassium:chloride symporter activity; ammonium channel activity
Source: RefSeq, a predicted model, not a curated record
AUGGAGCCUGGGCCCGCGGCGCCCUCCUCCGGCGCCCAGAGGUCGGCCGGGGUCGGGGAGACUCCACCGGCCGCCGCUCUGGCCCCCGCCGGGUUAGACCUGCCCGGCACUGCGGUGCCCUCGGUGCCAGAGGAUGCUGCGGCCGCAAGCCGAGACGCCAGCGGGGUCCGCAGCGAGGUUGCCGCGGCGGCCGGGGACGGGCUGGGCAGACCCUUGGGGCCCACCCCGAGCCAGAGCCGCUUCCAGGUGGACCUGGUUUCCGAGAACGCCGGGCGGGCCGCGGCGGCGGCGGCGGCGGCGGGGGCGGAGAAGGCGGCGAAGGAGGCGAAAGUCAGUGGCGAAGGCGGGCCGGCGAAGGGGAGCGAGGAAGCCAAGGGCCGCUUCCGUGUGAACUUCGUGGACCCUGCUGCCUCCUCGUCUGCGGAGGACAGCCUUUCGGAUGCGGCGGGGAUCGGAGGCGACGGGCCCAACGUGAGCUUCCAGAACGGCGGGGACACAGUGCUGAGCGAGGGCAGUAGCCUGCACUCGGGCGGCGGCGGCAGCAGUGGGCACCACCAGCACUACUACUAUGAUACCCACACCAACACCUAUUACCUGCGCACCUUCGGCCACAACACCAUGGACGCUGUGCCCAGGAUCGACCACUACCGGCACACAGCCGCGCAGCUGGGCGAGAAACUGCUUCGGCCCAGCCUGGCCGAGCUCCACGACGAGCUGGAAAAGGAACCUUUUGAGGAUGGCUUUGCCAAUGGAGAAGAAAGUACUCCAACCAGAGACGCGGUGGUUACAUACGCGGCAGAGAGUAAAGGGGUCGUGAAGUUCGGCUGGAUCAAGGGUGUCUUAGUACGUUGUAUGUUAAACAUUUGGGGUGUGAUGCUUUUCAUUAGAUUAUCGUGGAUUGUGGGUCAAGCUGGAAUAGGUCUGUCAGUUGUUGUAAUAAUGAUGGCCACCGUUGUGACGACUAUCACAGGAUUGUCCACUUCAGCAAUAGCUACGAAUGGAUUUGUAAGAGGAGGAGGAGCAUAUUAUUUGAUAUCUAGAAGUCUAGGGCCAGAGUUCGGUGGUGCAAUUGGCCUGAUCUUUGCUUUUGCAAAUGCUGUUGCAGUUGCCAUGUAUGUGGUUGGAUUUGCAGAGACUGUGGUGGAGUUGCUGAAGGAACAUUCCAUUCUUAUGAUAGAUGAAAUCAAUGAUAUCCGAAUUAUUGGAGCCAUUACAGUGGUGAUUCUUUUAGGUAUCUCAGUAGCCGGAAUGGAGUGGGAAGCAAAAGCUCAGAUUGUUCUUUUGGUGAUUCUUCUUUUUGCUAUUGGUGAUUUCGUCAUAGGAACAUUUAUUCCAUUGGAGAGUAAGAAGCCCAAAGGAUUCUUUGGUUAUAAAUCUGAAAUAUUUAAUGAGAACUUUGGACCAGAUUUUCGACAGGAUGAGACUUUCUUUUCUGUAUUUGCCAUCUUUUUUCCUGCUGCAACUGGUAUUCUGGCUGGAGCAAAUAUCUCAGGUGAUCUUGCAGAUCCUCAGUCAGCCAUCCCCAAAGGAACACUCUUAGCCAUUUUAAUCACCACGUUGGUUUACGUAGGAAUUGCAGUAUCUGUAGGUUCUUGUGUUGUUCGGGAUGCCACUGGGAACGUCAACGACACCAUUGUAACAGAGCUAACGAACUGCACUUCUGCAGCCUGCAAGUUAAACUUCGACUUUUCAUUUUGUGAAAGCAAUCCUUGUUCCUAUGGCCUAAUGAACAACUUCCAGGUAAUGAGUAUGGUGUCAGGAUUUGCCCCGUUAAUUUCUGCAGGGAUCUUCUCAGCUACUCUUUCUUCAGCAUUAGCCUCCCUUGUCAGUGCUCCCAAAAUAUUUCAGGCUCUGUGUAAGGACAACAUCUACCCAGCUUUUCAGAUGUUUGCCAAAGGUUAUGGGAAAAAUAAUGAACCUCUCCGUGGCUACAUUUUAACAUUCUUAAUUGCACUUGGAUUCAUCUUAAUUGCUGAACUGAACGUUAUUGCUCCGAUCAUCUCUAACUUCUUCCUUGCAUCGUAUGCGCUGAUUAAUUUCUCAGUAUUCCAUGCAUCACUUGCAAAAUCUCCAGGAUGGCGUCCUGCAUUCAAAUACUACAACAUGUGGAUAUCACUUAUUGGAGCGAUUCUUUGUUGCAUAGUGAUGUUUGUCAUUAACUGGUGGGCUGCAUUGCUAACAUAUGUGAUAGUCCUUGGGCUGUAUAUUUAUGUUACCUACAAAAAACCAGAUGUCAACUGGGGGUCCUCUACUCAGGCCCUGACUUACCUGAAUGCACUGCAGCAUUCAAUUCGUCUUUCUGGGGUGGAAGACCAUGUAAAGAACUUUAGGCCACAGUGUCUUGUUAUGACAGGUGCUCCAAACUCACGUCCAGCUUUACUUCAUCUGGUUCACGAUUUCACAAAAAAUGUUGGUUUGAUGAUCUGUGGCCAUGUACAUAUGGGCCCUCGAAGACAAGCAAUGAAAGAGAUGUCCAUUGACCAAACCAAAUAUCAGAGAUGGCUUAUUAAAAACAAAAUGAAGGCAUUUUAUGCUGCAGUCCAUGCAGAUGACUUGAGAGAAGGUGCUCAGUAUUUGAUGCAGACUCAAGACCAUGAUGCCUUUGACAUACAAUAUGGAGUAGUGGUUAUUCGCCUGAAAGAAGGUCUAGAUAUAUCUCAUCUUCAAGGACAAGAAGAAUUAUUGUCAUCACAAGAGAAAUCUCCUGGCCCCAAGGAUGUGGUGCUAAGUGUGGAGUACAGUAAGAAGUCAGAUUUAGAUACUUCUAAGCCACCUGGUGAAAAACCUGUUAAAGACGAGGAAGAGGAUGGCAAGACUCCAACUCAACCACUGUUGAAAAAAGGCAGAGGCCCUGCUGUGCCUUUAAAUGUAGCUGACCAAAAGCUUCUUGAAGCUAGCACACAGUUUCAGAAAAAACAAGGAAAGAAUACUAUUGAUGUCUGGUGGCUUUUUGAUGAUGGAGGUUUGACCUUAUUAAUACCUUAUCUGCUGACUACCAAGAAAAAGUGGAAAGACUGUAAGAUCAGAGUGUUCAUUGGUGGAAAAAUAAACAGAAUAGACCAUGACCGGAGAGCGAUGGCUACUUUGCUUAGUAAGUUCCGGAUAGACUUCUCAGACAUCAUGGUCCUAGGAGAUAUCAACACCAAACCAAAGAAAGAAAAUAUUACAGCUUUUGAUGAAAUGAUUGAGCCAUACAGACUUCACGAAGAUGAUAAAGAACAAGAUAUUGCAGAUAAAAUGAAAGAAGAUGAACCAUGGCGAAUAACAGAUAAUGAGCUUGAACUUUAUAAGACAAAGACAUACCGUCAGAUCAGGUUAAAUGAAUUAUUAAAGGAACAUUCAAGUACAGCUAAUAUUAUUGUCAUGAGUCUCCCAGUUGCACGGAAAGGUGCUGUGUCUAGUGCUCUGUAUAUGGCAUGGUUAGAAGCUCUAUCUAAAGACCUCCCACCAAUCCUCCUCGUCCGUGGGAAUCAUCAGAGCGUCCUUACCUUCUAUUCGUAAAUGUUCUACACGAUGGACGGUCCUCCAGAGUGGUACUUCAGUGCCUAGUGAAGUAAACUGAAAUCUUCAAUGACAUUAACAUCACAAUGGCGAAUGGUGACUUUUCUUUCACUAUUUCAUUAUUUUGAAAGCACACAGGAAAGUUGCUCCAUU